Copidosoma floridanum is the source of this 1692-nucleotide messenger RNA. Its product is annotated as syntaxin-6. The record is from RefSeq and is a predicted model, not a curated record. NCBI's taxonomy places the organism in Eukaryota, Metazoa, Arthropoda, Insecta, Hymenoptera, Encyrtidae. Gene Ontology annotation, biological process: Golgi vesicle transport. Gene Ontology annotation, cellular component: membrane.
CAGUGGCACACACGUACAUCAUACUGGUGGGCCGCGGAGCGCGCGCAAACGUCGAAACGUCGAAGCGAGCGCCGGGCGCGCGGAUAGUAGUCGUUUCCAGCCCCGUGUAUCCCUAUACACGCAAGAGAGUAUACGAGUAUACCGUGGGCGAGCAGUACGCCACGAAAAGGCGAGCCUCACAGGAGGAGCUUCACCACGCAGUACCGCGCACACAAUAACACUCGUUUAUGCAUACACAAGCGCGUGUAAUGUAAAUAAGCGCGUAAAGCUCGCAAGCUCUUGUGUUUUUGCGGUGUACCGUGUAAUCCAAGGGCGGUUGUUUUUGGCUGCGCCAAAAGUUUAGUGCGAGGAUGUGGCGCGGGUGACGAAAGACUAGGUGACAGCCGCGGAGUAACCCCAACCGCAGGGAGGUGUCCCCGAUGUUGAGGGGACUCGGUGCGCAUCGACACCCGAGAGUCCUUUCGGACCCGCCGCUACGCCACUUGGAGGCUCCACCAGUCCAGUAGCCGCUGCGACAUGACGCUACAGGACCCCUACUACCUCGCCAGGGACGAGGUAUGCCGAGCGUUGAACAAAACGCGGGGUCUGUACGGUCGACUGCAGGACCUGCAGGAUCUGCGGACGGCGGGGGCCGGCACGUCGUCCUCGUCUAUGCAUCACAACAGCCUCGAUGGACUGCCACCCCUCGACCCUACGGAAGAACUCGAGUGGACCGCCAACGAGCUACGCAACGCUCUCAGGGCCAUCGAGUGGGACAUCGACGAGCUCGAGGACACCAUCCGUAUCGUGGAAAAAAAUCCCAAUAAAUUUAGAUCGGACAACAGAGACAUGACGGUGCGACGGCAAUUCAUACGGGAUACGCUCGACGAAAUAAAGAACAUGAAGGACAAAAUUAACAUGAACAAAGAAAAAGAGUACAACAGAACAUCCAGGCAGCCUGCAGUUCAGGACAGCCCGAACAAACCAUCGCCACCGCCCAUAGCGACUCACGGCGCAGCCAAGUACACGAAGCUGGAAAGCGACAUCGACAGUCCCAACCGGCUGUACAUCAAAGGCAUAAGCAAUCCAAAUUCAAUACUGAAUCAGCACCACGAUGAUGAUUUCAAAAUCAUGAGUAACAACACGGGCAGUCUCAAGCCGGUCACCCAGCAGUUUCAAUUCGAGCUCGACGAGCGGCAGUUCAUGCUGGACGAUUUCGGCAACGAGAUGGAGAUAAUAACCGACACCAAGCUGGACACGACGAUGAAGAAAAUGGCCAAGGUGUUUCACUUGAGCAACGGUAACUAUAACAAUUAUACCCCAGCACCCAAUGUCGAGUACGUCCCGAGGUCUUCCUCCCUGUGCUCCCUGUCGAGUACACUCAAGUAUUGUUUCCUCUGCUCGAAAGAUAAUGAGAAUUGAACACGAAGCUUAAAAAAAAAAUGAGGGCCUUACGCAUUGCUGGUUUAAUGAUGAUGAUUUUUUCCAUGAUCGAUCAUACGAUUCACAGUACAAAAAAUCCUCCAUGUACGUUUACGAUUUUUGAGUACUGAUGAUAUAUAAAACCGAAGCAUUAAAAUUAACGAUGCUUUUACUAUACAAAACAAUAAUCUAACGAGUAUUUUGGGAUUAUUCUUAUUUGCAAUCAAUGUUUUUUCGAGUCAAUAUUUGGAGUUGGUAUAUAAAAAGGGUGAUCGAUAUGAAGGGUACACA